Messenger RNA from Podarcis muralis (Common wall lizard), 2560 nucleotides. The record is from RefSeq and is a predicted model, not a curated record. NCBI's taxonomy places the organism in Eukaryota, Metazoa, Chordata, Lepidosauria, Squamata, Lacertidae.
GGGCAGAGAGAAGAGGCCGUCAAAUUUGAAAUGGUCUCGAACAGCUCAGCGCAUGACGCAGAUGCAAAGCGGCCCACGCUGCUUGAAGCGAGGCUUAAAACCGCAAGCACUUAAAAUAACAGAGUAUCAGCAACUUAAUCCACAAGCUCGCAGAGGAGGCGCGCUGUUUAUCCCCGUGUUGGACGUCGGCGACUAAGAAAAGAAACAGAGCGAGGAGGAGGAGGAAGGCUGGGAACACAUCAGUCACAGUGAACACAAGGAAGCACGGAAGAGAGUCCGAGGAACUUGCAGAAAGAAGACAGAAUAUUAAGUCACAAAGAGGCUAGUUCACCAACCACAGCCAUUUCUGGACCAGGUUGCCUGACCUCAGGUGUCCAUGCUCUUUUCCUGCUUGGACUACUGGAAUACACUCUACCUGGGACUGCCCUUGAAGACAGGUUCCUAUUCAUGUGGAGGAAGCCUAAAAGGCCAUUAACUUGGCCAUUUUGGUUACAUCUGAAGCUCAUGAAAGCACAAAAGCAAGUAUGAGCCAUGCUGAAAACGGCUCCUCCAAGAAUCAAAACUCGGAAAGUCGAAGCCGUUAUGAGACACCAGCACUUUCUGAAUUGCAGAGGCUAGUUUGGAGCAGAGGAGGAUCUGACAACCAUGUAGAUCAAGUGUGGCCAAACCUCUACCUUGGAGACGCAUGGGCAGCUCGAAGCAAAGCCAUUCUGCAGAGCCUUGGCAUCACCCACAUCCUCAACGCAGCAGACGGGCCAUACAACAUCAACACGGGCGCUCGAUAUUACAGAGACCUGCCAAUUGAGUACUACGGGGUGCAGGCGUUUGACGACAACUCGUUUGAUAUCAGCGUCUUCUUCCAGGAUGCUGCGAAUUUCAUCCACAAUGCCUUGAAGGCUACAGGAGGCAAGGUAUUUGUCCAUUGUGCCAUGGGGUUAAGCCGCUCAGCCACUUUAGUACUGGCCUAUUUGAUGAUCCAUGAAAACCUGACACUCGUGGAGGCCUUAAAAUCGGUGGAUUCAAACCGAGGGAUCUGCCCAAACACAGGGUUCCUCAUCCAGCUACGAGCCCUGGACAUCAGAUUAAAUAAUGAGAAGAGAGGUGCCUUGGCACUCUGAGGAAAACAUACUGAUAAAGACAGGCAAUGCUGCAGCACCAAUGCCCAGUUUGGAAUAAUUACUUCAAAACUGCUAAGCUUUUACUUCAGUCCCACACAACACGCUAGAUGGCCAGUGUCCUCCACUUCUAGCUAUGCAUGAUAAAUGAUGGCUCCUUGAUAGAGUACAACAUUGGUUUGCUGGACUUGAGUGGGAUCACACUGGUUAUUUAGGGAUGCCAUAUUUUGAAGAGCAAAAAAGAGGACACGUUUGCCGGCACCUGGGGCAGGGGGCGAGGAGUGAGGGAGCAGGUGCAUUCUACAAUGUCCCUACAAAAAAUACAAAAACAAGGACAUGGUCCUUUCCCGCAUCAUGCAAAAUUCACACAGUCUGUCUAUGUUUUGCACUUGGCUGUCUAUUACCGCAUAUGCAACACAAAAAGUAGCCUGCUUCCACAACCCCGGACAUUUUGGCAAAUUCAAAAAAUCCAUCCAGACAGAACUUUUACCCCUGAAAAAGAGGACAUGUCCUGCAAAAAUAGGACGUGCGGCAACUCUAAUUUGUAUACCACCCUUCAUCUGAAGAUCACCAGGUGGUUCACAACAGAAACAUACAAAAUGAGAACACAAAAUACAUAAUCCAAGCAAAAGCAAACCAAUAACCGUCCCGUCCCACACACCUUUAAAAGGCCAUAGAAUAGUUAUGCUAUCAUCACUGUCUUUUUGAGAGAGGGAGAAGCAGAAAAAGAGGGAGAAAGACAAUAGAAACAGGUCAUGUGUUGCAGUUAAAUAUAGGCUACAGAAUGGAGAACUCCAGGAUUUAUUACAUAAAUCUCUUAGCCUUCUUCAGGGGAGCACAAGGUGAUUUUGCCGUUCUGUUUUUGCAAGUACUCUGGGGGGUCGGUGAUGCUGGGGGGUGAAGACAGCUAUAAGAUGACCCACCGAUCCUAGUGGCUGAAAAAGGAAUUUUAACCUAGGUCUACCCAGACCGUUUCCAGCACAUUUGCUCCCUGAAUGAAGCUAAUGCCUUAGCCUCCAUCCAAACAUGUGGUCAAAUAUGCACAGGCAUCGAUGUGCUGCAGGUCCCGCCCACAUUUUGUCUCCCACCUAAUUUGCAAGUUGAUGCUGCAUCCUGCAAGCAUGAUACAACAUUGCCCACAAUUGUGGUCACCUGUGCUGUGGCUUCACUGCCCUGGCAUCUACCCGUGCCCAGCUUGGUGCCAAUAUUCUGCACGACCUGCAGCUAAGGAUCUCAGCUAUGUGCUGUGUGAAGCACUCCUGCCCAUCUGUCCUGACUCUCCUGGCAUUCAGCAUCAUUGGACGAGCCCUGACCCCAGUAUUAUCAUAGAUAGAUCCAGCAUCGCCUGGGCUCUGUGAGUGCAGCUUUCUCCUGACUGAAGUGCAGAGAACAUUCGCAGGGAAACCAAAAUGCUUGUUUACUAUUGUACUACCAACCUUACUGUA